Messenger RNA from Capsicum annuum, 2600 nucleotides. RefSeq names its product protein terminal ear1 homolog. Bases 352 to 2382 code for a protein of 676 amino acids. Gene Ontology annotation, molecular function: RNA binding. The record is from RefSeq and is a predicted model, not a curated record. Lineage: Eukaryota; Viridiplantae; Streptophyta; Magnoliopsida; Solanales; Solanaceae. The transcript is spliced from 5 exons.
UUAGUCGUCUCGUUUGUUCUUUUUAACAUAGUUGAAUUUAUUUCCAUCUCUCUUUCUCUCUCUCAGAGAUGUACAUGGACGAGACCCUAGAGACUCCAGUGUAUAGACUCUGCUUCAGACCAUAGACUCUAGAGAGAGAAAGAUCUAGUAAGCAAAAACAAAAAAAGACUUGCAAGUGUUGUUUUAUUUCUCAAAGAAAAAGUCUACAGAGAUCAUCUUCUUCUACUAUUGUGUCUACUGUACCCCCACCCACCAUAUAAGGUGCAACCAGUAAAAUAUAUAGCCGGAGAACUUUUUCUACUCUUUUUGAACGUAAGUUAGAGAAACCCUAUCUCAUAUUUUCAACGAAAAAUGGAUGAAAAUGGUAUGAUUCAUGGAAAUCUUGAUCCUAGAGCUCAAGAAUUUAUACCAAGAUAUCCAUUUAUCCAACCCCACAACAACAACAAUAGCAAUUCUUUGCCUGUACUUCCUAAUCAAUUUUACUACCCUUACUCAUGUCCAACACCACCUCCACCUCCGUACCAUCUCCCGCCGGCAUACGUUAGUGCAAACCCACCUAUGGCUACACCAGUUUUGCCACCACCAAGUUCAAUGUGUACAAGGACUUUGUUGUUAUGUAUGGUCCCUGUUGAUGUGAGUGAGUCUAUUAUUAGAAGGGAUUUAGAAGUUUUUGGGGAUGUUAGAGCAGUGCAAAUGGGAAGGAUAAGGGAAGGGAUUGUAACGGUUCAUUUCUAUGAUUUGAGACACGCGCAAGCGGCGUUGAUGGAGAUUCAACAACAGCACAUGCAGCAACAGAUGCGUUUAAGGAGGCAUUAUUAUGACACUCUCAAUCCAAUUUCCAUGCCUUUAAUCGUUCCUCCACUUCCUCCCCCGGCGCGUGGACUCAUUUCUGGUAGAGCUGUUUGGGCUCAGUUCACUUUCCCUGUGACUUCUGCUCUUCCUGAUGGCAAUAACCAAGGGACACUUGUUAUUUUCAAUUUGGCCUCUGAAACUUCUACUGCUUCUCUUAGAGAUAUAUUUCAAGCUUUUGGGCAUGUGAAGGAAUUGAGAGAGACACCACUGAAGAGGCAUCAAAGAUUUGUGGAGUUUUAUGAUAUUAGAGAUGCAGCAAGGGCAAUGAUGGAGAUGAAUGGCAAUGAUUUAAAUGGUAAGCAAUUGAUGAUUGAAUUCAGCAGGCCAGGGGGAAAUAACAGAAGAUUCUCAAGAGCUUCUCAAUAUUCAUCACCUAGCAAUAAAUUCAAUACUCCUUUCAACAACAAUUACUCCAGAUAUAAUUCAUCCCCAACGCCAUCUCCUCCGAUUACCCCGCCCUCACACUCGUAUUCCAGACCUCAAAGGGUGUACAACCCCUCACAAUCCAAUCAAAUUCAAAAUCAGAAAUCGAAUUAUUUAGAAAGAAACCCUAGUGGAUAUAGCGGAAGUGAGAGUUCAGGUGGUGGGUCAGUUCAAGAAUCAUUGGCUUCUUUGAGUAUGUCAAAUAAUGUUAGGCCGGGGAAGAAAAAUGCCAAAAAAUGUGACAACAUUAGUGCAAGUAGUAGCAGUGUGGCAGGUGCAAGUUCUUCUCCAAGGAAUCCACAAAAAAUGUUGCAACAAGCUAGUAGGAGUAGCAGCAGCAGGCCAUGGAAGAUCAACUGGUCAUCAAAGCAGGCAAAAGAUUAUGAUCCUCGUUUUCUAAUUAAAGAAGAUGCCAUUAUGGAAUCAAAUUGCAUAGAUUCCAGAACUACUGUCAUGAUCAAAAACAUACCCAAUAAAUACAGUCAGAAGCUGCUGCUGAACAUGCUGGACAACCACUGCAUUCACUGUAACGAGCAGAUUGCCGACGGCGAUGAUCAGCCAAAAUCGUCCUAUGAUUUUGUUUAUCUUCCCAUCGAUUUCAUUAACAAGUGCAACGUGGGAUAUGGAUUCGUGAACAUGACUUCACCGCAGGCAACGUUGAGACUCUACAGGGCUUUUCAUCUUCAAAAUUGGGAGGUCUUCAACUCUAGAAAAAUUUGCCAAGUUACAUACGCUAGAUUACAAGGGAUUGAAGCAUUGAAAGAGCAUUUCAAGAACUCAAAAUUUCCAUGUGAAGCCGAAGAAUACAUGCCAGUGAUUUUCGCACCACCUCGAGAUGGGUCCUUAUUAAGUGAGCCUAAUCCUAUUGUUGGACGUGGCAUUAACCCUCCGUUGCUCCUCUCCGCCGUUAAUUCCUCAGAAGAAGAAGACUCGAACGACGAGUCAUCUGAUAAUAGUGAAAAUGGCUAUAUAAUUAAUAACACAACAGGUAAUGAUGAUGAUGACGAAGAAGAAGCAAGAAAUGUGACUGACAGACAUAACGGCGGCAAUAAUCAUGAUUCAACAUUUUCUUCUACCGUCUGCAUGUUGGCGUCUUCUUCAAAUUAAAAGAUUUUCCUUCUUUCUUAGCCCAACCAAACCCUUACGGAAGAUUUACUGCUAGCAGUGUUUGUUUAAUGUGAGGAAAAAAAAAAAAGGAAAGAUGAAUCGACCAUUCCCCAUAGUAGCUGAAAAGAGAGAGAACAGCUUGCUAGCACCCAAUGGGUUUGCGUGUAAAUCUCUUUCAACUCUAUAUGCCUCGGGGGAAGAUCCCUUCUUUCAUUUCA